Molecule: messenger RNA, 1572 nt
Organism: Penicillium lagena
Lineage: Eukaryota; Fungi; Ascomycota; Eurotiomycetes; Eurotiales; Aspergillaceae
Product: putative pre-mRNA splicing factor
Exons: 1
Coding region: 1-1572 (523 amino acids)
Biological process (GO): mRNA splicing, via spliceosome
Cellular component (GO): U4/U6 x U5 tri-snRNP complex
Molecular function (GO): protein binding; U4 snRNA binding; U6 snRNA binding
Source: RefSeq, a predicted model, not a curated record
AUGAUGCACCCCUCCAGACACGCCUACAUCGAGGAGGCCGAAGACACCGACAUGGGAAUCGACUUGGCCAACAUCCCAGUCGAUCAAGACUAUGAGCUCCCUGCUUCAGCAGCAGGCAUCCCCGCCGAGCGCGCGUCCGCCAUUCUAUCCCAAUUCGAGCGGAAACGGCGAGCAGCCGCUACAGUGGUCCCGACAGAUGAUGCCCGCGUGCGCGCACGGUUACGAGAGUUCGGCGAGCCCAUCACACUCUUCGGCGAAGGCCCUGCGGACCGACGAGACCGGUUGCGCGAAUUAUUGACCGAUCUGGCGGAACGGCAAGCGGGUGAAGAUGAUGUACAGAUGGAAGAAGCAGAGGAGGAACCGGAGGAGGAAGAACAGCAGGAGUUUUACACAUUGGGCACGGAUGAAUUGUUGGAGGCGCGCAAGGCCAUUGCUCGUUUUUCUUUGCCACGCGCCAAGGCCCGUGUCGCUCGACUGAAGGAGGAUUCAACGAUUUCGCUACGAACACAUGUGAAGUACCGCAAAGCGAUUAAGGAGAAGCUACAGGGAUUCGAGCUGUACGGGUCUCAGAUUGCAGGGGAUCGGCCUGUCAGUAUCUGCCGAUUCGCGCCGGAUGGGCAGACUGUUGCUGCUGGAAAUUGGGCCGGUGGAAUCAAGCUUCUCACCGUACCGAACCUGGAGGAGAAAGCCAACUUCAAGGGCCACACCGAUCGCGUCGGAGGUCUGGCAUGGUUUCCCGGGGCGACUCUACCCAGCUCCAACGUCUCACCAUCGUCUGUGAAUUUGAUCUCGGGAGGCGGCGAGGGUAAUGUGAAUCUCUGGGCUCUCGACCAAGAAAAGCCGCUCGCCACGCUCUCUGGGCAUUCUGGGCGCGUUUGUCGUGUGGAUGUGCAUCCGUCCGGACGGUACGCGGCAUCCGCAUCUUUCGACACCACCUGGCGCUUGUGGGAUGUUGAAACAACGGCCGAAUUGCUUCUACAAGAAGGUCAUUCCAGAGAGGUGUACGCAGUAUCAUUCAACAACGACGGCUCCUUACUAGCAAGUGGUGGCCUGGACAGCAUUGGGCGGAUCUGGGAUCUUCGGACGGGGCGCACCGUGAUGAUCCUAGAGGGCCAUAUCGGCGAGAUCUACGGAUUGGAUUGGGGCGUGGAUGGCUACCGAAUUCUCUCCGGCUCAGCGGACGGCUGGGUGAAAUGCUGGGAUCUUCGACAAGUGCGGAAUAUUGGAGGUAUUGGCGCGCACAAGAGCGUCGUGUCCGAUCUGCGCUGGUACAAAGGCACCGAAUCGGCUGCUUCGCAUCUGCCAUCGGCCGAUGGGAAUGGCCAGAUGGAGAUUGACGGCGCUGCUCCGGCUGAACAAUCGUCGGCCGUUCAACCCAGGAAAUCCGGCACGUUCUUUGCGACCAGCGGGUUCGACAAGAAUGUGAACAUCUUCAGCGCGGACGACUGGUCGCUAGUCAAGACGCUGAGCGGGCACUCGGGCAAUGUGCUCAGUACAGAUAUCAGUAACGAUGCCAAGUGGAUUGCCAGCUGUGGCCAUGACCGUACGGUGAAGCUCUGGGGCAUUGACUGA